Moneuplotes crassus is the source of this 1837-nucleotide messenger RNA. NCBI's taxonomy places the organism in Eukaryota, Ciliophora, Spirotrichea, Euplotida, Euplotidae. The record is from the annotation of a GenBank genome assembly.
AUGUCAGACCAAAUAACACACAAAAACCUCGAUGAUGUGACCAGUCACAAGAUAUUCAUUCAGGAAUGUGAUGGAGUCAAGACUACUACCAAUCAAGAUGUGGCAAAAUUCUCUAUAAAAGAGAUGAAUCUGUUCAAUUUUGACAGCUUUGAAAGCAUUGAAAAUGUUAAGACUAGCCAGGAGUCCAAGUCCGGAAUACUUGAUCACGUCGAAUCUUCAGCUUUUGACGGCUGCUACUCCCAGGCUUAUAUAGCAGACAAUACCUUGUUCUCAAAUAAAUUGAUAGAGAAAUCAAUGCUAGAUCUGAAAAAUAAAUCUAAGAAGAAACUCAAUUCGAAUUUAUCCAAAUUCGGAUUCUCAAAUAAGAAGAUUAAGAAAUUUCAAGAGCUUAUAGAUGAAAAGAAGAAGAACCAAGAUGCCUACAGCAUGAGUAGGAAUCUAUUAAGGUUCAUGCAAAGCGAUUCCGCUUUGCAUGAACAAAAAUCAGGUGUUUGCUUUAAGACCUUGAACUAUACCACUAGCUUUGAGAAAAAGGAAGCCAUUAAGGAUAUCAACCAAUAUGAGAGCAUGAAGGAUAUCAAAAUAGAGGUUCCUUCACUAAAUAUAAAAGCGGUUGAAUCUAAAAAGAGAUCUACAUCGAUCAAAACUCAGGUUGAGCUGAGAGCUCAACCUCGAGUCAAGAAAAAGACCAAGAAUAUAUUCAAAAGGGAAUAUAGUCCUGCUGUUGAGGCUAAAUUUAACGUGAAAUUGCCCCUCGAGAUGCCAAUACAGAGCAUGCUGAAAUAAGAUCAAUAAAGAAAAGAAGAAAAUUAAGAAGAAAUCUUCCUAUAAGAUGCCUCUUAUGAGGCCGAUCGAUAGUAAUAAGGAUAUUAAUAUAAUCCUUAAGAAGAGAAUGAGCUCUGUAACAGAGAAGAAAUCAGAAGCCUUGCCAACCCACAGCCCCACUAAGAACAUCGAGGUGGAGACGCUCACUGCUCCCUUGAAGGUGCAGAAGAUCCAAUUUUCGCAAAUCCCAAAGAGAAGAAGUUUGAAAUAAGGCCGAUGUUAAAAGAUUAAUAAAGGGCCAGGUUUUAAAGGAUCCCAAGAAAACUCCGGAUCAUAGGCUGCUCCGGAUAGGCACUCCUGAUGUAAAGAUGAUAGAUAUCAGAAGAAAGGAGUGUGUGAGUACUUGAAAGAACAUCCAAGAAAGCUUGAUUGGUGCUAGAGCACCCCAGAUGAUCAACUCCGGCCUCCAGAAAUUCCUUGAACAAAGUGUUCAGAGUCAAACUGAGAUGGACUUUGAUACUAACAAUGAUCAAAUUUCUGAAGAGCGAAUUUCGGAUAGUUACAGCCCAACUAAGAUCAGAGAAAUCAAGAUUAAAAAAGUUCUCAUACAAGAGAACAGUCCUAAAAAGAUGUGAUUCCGAAGGAAAGCUCAGUCAAAGUUAUUUGAUAUCCCUAGGUCUAAGAGCUCAAUCUCAAAGCUUGCACACGGGCAUCCAUAUUUUGCCCAGUGAGAGCACCAAUCGAAGGGUGAUUUAAAGCUUUUGAGUGCAGUUGGCAUGCAACCUAGUUGUCAUACUCUAGAUAACAACACCUUUCUAAGAUGCUCGAAGGAGAUAAUCGACACUAUUUCUUCAUGAAGGGGCUCUUGAGUCAGGAAAAAUAAUCAUAACAAGUUCAAGGUUGCUAGAAGAGUUAUAAAAAAAUACGCUGAUCGCAAGGUGAAUAAUCAGAGUAUUGUCAACAGGAAGGUACUUGACCGCCUGAAGCAAUGGUCAGGCACCAGCUACAUGAAUGAGUUCAGGGAAGAUUAUUCAGGUUUGGCAACGGAGUUAUCCCAAUUUAAUCAUUAAAU